Eucalyptus grandis is the source of this 2388-nucleotide messenger RNA. RefSeq names its product seipin-2. The transcript is spliced from 2 exons. Gene Ontology annotation, biological process: lipid droplet organization; lipid storage. The coding region runs from base 77 to 1753 and encodes 558 amino acids. Lineage: Eukaryota; Viridiplantae; Streptophyta; Magnoliopsida; Myrtales; Myrtaceae. The record is from RefSeq and is a predicted model, not a curated record. Gene Ontology annotation, cellular component: endoplasmic reticulum membrane.
CCAGAAGCUCUCCUCCACGCAGGACGUGACGAAACCCUAGCCCCCGAUCUCCGUUCCCGAUUCACCUCGAUUCUCCAUGGGCUCGUCCAAUUCCGGCGACGACGACGACGACGGCGACGCCGGCUCCACGUUUCACGAUGCCUGCGACGACUUCCCGUUCUACGAUUGCCCGGCUCCCGACGACUCCGCCGCUCCCCUCGACGGAUCGGAACCGAAGCCGCCCUCCUCCUCGCCGGAGAUUCCCUCCGGCCUCCGGCGCCGGCGUUCGGGUAGGGUCCCCGCCGGAGGAGAGGCCGAGGCCGAAUCGGGCUUCGCCGCCCGUUCCAGGGAGAACAGGUUCAGGCUUUACCGCGAUUUGACGGAAGGGGAAGGUCCUAUCGAGCGAGCGCGCUCGGAUGUGGAGGAGAGGAGCUCGAUUUCGGUUCCGGGCAUUGCUCGGCGUGAUGAGGGCGAGGAUUCCGCCAUAACAACGUCGAACGAUGCUGGAGUCGGCGACACGGCGGGGGAGUCGAUCGUGACUCCGUCCGAGGAGGUCUGUGAUGGGGCGGGCGAGCGGAAGGAUGACGCGUCUAUAGUGACCGCGGUGGAUGACGAACGAAUCGGCGACUCAAUGGACUCGGCCGACUCGGCUGACUCGGCGGUUCCGCUUGGUGAAACCACGUCUUCUAGUUUGCUCAUAUCUAUGGCGGGAAUACUAAUUAAGGCAAUUGGAUUCCAAAUUAACUUGUUAGUUAGCUUUAUUACUUUCCCAUUUUGGUGUUUUCGUACAUUUUACGCCUUCGUCUUCGACCCCUAUGCGACAAUGAGGCGUGGCGUGAAGUGUUUGACUGGAAAGAUAUCGAGCGUAUGCAAUUCGGUGUGCGAUAAAAUGAGUCCUUUUGUACGUGAAUGGUUCGAGGACAAUAAGUCAAUUUGGAAGCUCGUGCUGCGGUGCGGUUGGGGGCUCUUUUGGUCGAUGUAUGUUUGUUUCAUCUUGGUCGGUUUACUGGUGACUGCUGCUCUGAUUAGUGGUCUUAUAAUGAGGUUUCUGGUGGCAGAGCCGAUCAGGAUAGAGGACAAAUUGAACUUUGAUUAUACGAAACACAGCCCGGCCGCUUAUCUACCGGUAAGUUCUUGUGCCGGUGCAGAUUGUGGUAUGAAAUGUGGAGGGAUAGUUGUUGAUGUGGGGAAGAGUGGGAGAUCGCGGGUUAUUCCUCCUCGUCACGAGCUGGAAGCAACUGUGUCUUUGACAUUGCCAGAGUCUGAGUACAACAGAAAUUUAGGUGUCUUUCAGGUCAGGGUUGAUCUGCUGUCCGCUGAUGGUGAAGUACUUUCAAGUUUAAGCCGUCCGUGCAUGCUACUCUUCAAAAGCGAGCCUAUCCGCCUUCUCUUAACUUUCCUUAAAGUAGUUCCGCUGAUUGCUGGCUAUGUAUCAGAAUCUGAAACCAUCCAUGUGAAGUUUCAAGGUUUUAUUGAAGGCAAUGUACCCACUGCCUGUGUAAAGGUGGUCCUUGAACAACGGGCAGAAUUCCGUCCUGGAGCUGGCAUCCCUGAAAUAUAUGACGCAUCGCUAACCCUGGAGUCUGAGCUUCCUCUUUUAAGAAGGAUCCUAUGGUACUGGAAGAGGACCAUAUUUAUCUGGAUCAGCAUGGUGAUGUUUAUAUGGGAGUUGCUAUUUACUCUAAUCUGCUGCAAGCCCAUCCUUAUACCACGAACAAGGUGGAGUGUUGAUUCUGCUAGAAGUCAUGCUCGAAAUGCUUCUCCCUCACAUUGAUGGUGUGGAACUUUGGCCUGCAGAUAGAUGAUACAAAGGUAACAUCUAAUUUUUGGCAUCUGCACUUAUGUCCUCCUUCGAAAGAAACGAUUCGUCCUCGUUUUGAGUGCCUCCCUCUGCAAUGUGGGGGAACAGCGACCAAGUCGGGCCAAACACGUGGGUCUGGACAAAGUUUUUAGGCCAUGUAAAACAUGUCUCUAAGCGUUAAGUGAGACAUUUGUAUUGUACUCCUGCUCAUUCUUUGAUUCUUUUUCUCCUCCUGUCAAAUAAUAAAUAUAGCGCCUGUCCUCUAAGUAUAUGUUGGCAAAGAGUAUUCAGCUUGUUAUGCUUGUUGCCGCUGUCGCUCUUAGAUGUCGUUACAACUUCCGAAACAUGUUGGCCUGAUGCUGUUUUGGAAGACUGAAAAGCUUCAAGUUAUCCUUCAGAUAGCGGGUUUAAGUUUUGUGAGGUGGUGAGUAAGCAUAUGUAAAGCAGAUCUGGUUAAAUCAUACGGUACAUACAUAUAGCGUUUCUAUUAUCUUUGAACCUCAUUUUUGGGUGUUUCAUUUCGUAUUUGAUUUGGUUCUCUUAAGUAAUUGUAAAUCCAUGUAAUAAUUUGUACACGGGGGGUAAUUUAUACAUCCAAUAUUAUAUUC